CAGAUAACCCUACUCUCUCGCCGACCCGGCCAUCUAUUCCCCGGCACGCCCGUUUCUUUGUGAAAUAGGUACUCUGCGUGGAUGCUGGCCACUUGAAGGGCGACUGGAACGGUAUGAUGCUGGUCGCGACGGGCACGGACGCCGACAACAAGCUGGUGCACGUUGCGACCAGCAUCUGCGACAAGGAGAACACCGACAACUACUCGUGGUUCUACAGGAUGAUGAAGAACAACGUCGACAUGGCGGAGAUACUCAACAGCCCGAAGACCACUCUCUUCACGGACAAGCGCAAGUCGCACGAACCUACCAUCACCCUUCACGCGCCCAACACUGUGUGGAGAUGGUGCCUUCGUCAUCACAUCAAAGCACUUGCCGAGGCCUCUGGACAGACUGUGACCCACUGGCUCUACCACGCAGCCAGGGCGCCAACCCGCACCAAGUUCAUGGACACCAAGGUCAAGCCAACGAAGCCGAAAGCCUACGCCACUCUAUUGGACCCGAAGAAACCCCACGAACUUGUCAAGUGGACGCACCACGCUGGACCCACCGACACAGCCAUCGGGGGUGUCGUGUCGUCCAACGCGGCCGAGAAGAACGUGGCUAUGGUAGGCCUGCAGGCCACCAAGUAAGCACGACAAGGAAGAUGUCGUGCUUGAGUACGUCAGGAAUCGGGAAUGAUGUCGGCAGCCAAAACGAGUCAAGAUACCUGCUCUCGUCACCAAGGUCCUAACAGUGUCGCCGUUACUUCAUUCACAGGGGAGGAAGUUGCCGCCCUACAACAUGGCCCAGCACAUUCUGGACAAGACCGCCUCCCAGAUGGCAGAGAGAGCUGAACUCGUCAACAGCGCCUCGCAAAGGUUUACCCCUUUCGCCUCUAAGGAGUUCGAGGCUCAGCGCGCGAACUCCAGAAAGUUGUAUGCACAUGAUUCCGGUUGGCAACUUUCAUUCAAUUCAAAAGCGAAAACAAAUCCGUCAAGUUUUUCAGCUUCGCUGACACGGUCCCCACAUGUUCCACAUGUAGAAUACCACAUGUACUUGUGCCUCUUUCCGGCAGCUCGAAAAGACGUCAAUCCUGGGUUUGGAGUUCGGAGAUUUCUCCGACGCCGGUGCAAAAAUCUAAUAAAAUCAUGCCGUUCUUGUUUCUUCACCUUCGUUUGCUUGUUGGCGUUGUUUGUUGUGGAUACCGGGAUAUAGUCUCUCUGACCAUUGCCAUCUCUCCGCCGAUUUAUGUUUUGUUAACGCUGGAGUUGACGUGUCUGCCUUCUACGGCAACUAUACAACAUCGUAAUUUCGUCCUUUGCUGUCCAUUCCACGACUCGCGCCCAUCUUCGUAUCACAGCCUGCACUCCAGCGCCACCGGGAACGGCAACUUCACUGUUCGCAAACUAGGCAGCAACUACGGCAACCGAGUGGGGCUGGAGUUCGGGACGCGUAGUGACUCGCAUGACCUGCACGUGCGGCUAC
Ectocarpus sp. CCAP 1310/34 is the source of this 1464-nucleotide messenger RNA. Lineage: Eukaryota; Phaeophyceae; Ectocarpales; Ectocarpaceae. The record is from the annotation of a GenBank genome assembly.